AUGUUGAAAACUGCUCCCAGAAUAUAUCAUCCUUUCAUUCCUACAAGAUGCCAAUUAACAUACACUUCUUUUUUUAAGAAACAUUCCGUGUCUUCUCUUUCCCUUCGGCAGAUCUUUGGGUAUAGAUCAAUAAGUGGAUCUAAUCAGGACAAAACCAAACCUUUAGCAGCUGUUAAAAAGCCUCUGUUUUCACGUUUAUCUGAAAGAAUAAAUGCAUAUGCUCAUUUGUCCCGUGCCUAUAAUCCGACUGGAACAUUCUUGCUUUACAGUCCGUGUACAUGGUCAAUUCUAAUGGGCGCUUAUUCCGUUAAUAGCAGCAUGUUCGAUGUAUGUAAGAUACUUGCGCUUUUCGGGGCUGGUUCCUUCUUAAUGCGAAGUGCUGGAUGCGUUGUCAAUGAUCUUUGGGAUCGAAAGUUGGAUGCUAAAGUUGAACGGAGCAAAUCAAGACCAUUAGCUAGCAAGUUGGUUAGCGUCCGUGAGGCUGUAUCAGUUUUAGGUGUUCAGUUAACUGCAAGCCUUGGUAUCCUUCUACAGCUCAAUCCUUAUACAAUUAAAUUAGGUGUUGCAUCUCUCCUUCCUGUUUGCAUUUAUCCUGCUAUGAAGCGAGUAACCUACUAUCCACAAGUCGUCCUUGGUUUAACAUUUGGAUACGGUGCCGUCAUGGGAUGGCCGGCUUUAGUGGGAGAAGCUUGUAUGAAUUGGUCAGUUGUUGCUCCCCUGUACCUAAGUACAGUAUCCUGGAUUGUCUUGUAUGACACUAUUUAUGCCCAUCAAGAUAAACGUGAUGAUGUGAAAGCUAAUAUUUAUUCUAUGGCUCUUCGCUAUGGUGAAAAUACCAAACCACUUCUGACAGGCCUAGCUCUUUUCCAAUUGAGCAUGCUUACCACUGCCGGUAUAUGCAACAAUCAAGGGCUUUUGUUCUAUACUGUGGGUGUUGCAGGAACUGCUUACCGCAUGCUUUCCAUGAUCUAUAAAGUAAAUUUGGACUCCCCGAAGGACUGCUUUAGCUGGUUUAAGACAAACUCUAAUACAGGCUAUUUGAUAACUGCUGCCAUCGCUUUGGACUGGCUUGCCAAAGCUUAUACCUCUUAA
This is a messenger RNA of Schizosaccharomyces osmophilus, 1092 nucleotides long. RefSeq names its product para-hydroxybenzoate--polyprenyltransferase Ppt1 (gene ppt1). The coding region runs from base 1 to 1092 and encodes 363 amino acids. The transcript has a single exon. The record is from RefSeq and is a predicted model, not a curated record. Gene Ontology annotation, cellular component: mitochondrial inner membrane. Gene Ontology annotation, biological process: ubiquinone biosynthetic process. Gene Ontology annotation, molecular function: 4-hydroxybenzoate polyprenyltransferase activity. NCBI's taxonomy places the organism in Eukaryota, Fungi, Ascomycota, Schizosaccharomycetes, Schizosaccharomycetales, Schizosaccharomycetaceae.